Schistocerca americana (American grasshopper) is the source of this 4196-nucleotide messenger RNA. RefSeq lists its product as uncharacterized. The record is from RefSeq and is a predicted model, not a curated record. The transcript has 9 exons. The coding region runs from base 1 to 2976 and encodes 991 amino acids. NCBI's taxonomy places the organism in Eukaryota, Metazoa, Arthropoda, Insecta, Orthoptera, Acrididae.
AUGAGGCGGCCCACGUACGUCGCCGCGGCGCUGCUGCUCGCAGCUCUAUCGCCGUCUCUGGCGGCCGACGCUGACCCCGGAGCGUCACCGCCGCUGCCGUCGCCGACGGCGGCGACCAAGACCUCCACCACCACUGCCUCCGCGACCACGACCACGACCACGACCACCAGCGCGAGCGGCACGACCUCGGGCGGCGGCGCGUCCGUGACGCGCACGGCGCUGCACGUGUCGCGCAGCCUGGACCCGGCCGGCACGGAGACGCUGGCGGUGCGCACGCGCUCCGGCGACGUCGCGACGCUGCUGGUGAAGCGCCGCGGCGCCAAGGCGGCGACGCCGCCCCCGCCGCGCCCCGUCAGCGUCGUGUCGCCCGCGCUGACCGUCGGCGACGCCGGCGCCGGCGCCGGCGGCUCGGACCGCAGCGUCGCGGUCAGGGGCAAGCUGACGUUCGCCGACCCUCACCACCAGGCGUCGACGCUCGACGUCGUGCCGCGGCCCGUCAAGGUCGUCUUCGGCGAGCAGGCGUCGCCUUCGCCGUCGGCCAAAGCUCUGUUCCUCCAGCCCCAGGACUCCACUGACGGUUCGUACCGACUCACUAGGUCUGUUAUUGGAAGAAAUACGUUUAAAAACAAGGAACAGGUACCAUAUGUAAAAAAGAACAAAUACCACAUAAAGGGAUACAUCGGUGGCUGUCACCACGUCUGUAGCUCCAGCGUGUCGAUCCGCGUGUCCCCGGUGGGCCUGGUCUUCAAGGACGACCCCCCGGCGGCGUCGGCCGGCGGCCGGCAGGAGCGGCUGGUGUCGCAGCCCCUCGGCGUGCCGGCGCCGGUCUUCGUGAGCUCCGGGAAGCUGCUGGUGGCCGGCGACGCCUCGGCCAGCAAGGACUCCUCCGAGGACUGGUGGCGCCGCCAGAAGAGCGUGCUCAAGGUGGGCGCCGACGGCAUCCCCGUGGUGCACGGGGUGCGCGUGCCCGACGACGAGGCCGACCGCUUCCAGACGUGGCGCAACGCGCGCGUCGUCGACAACGUGCUGGUGCCCAACGCCUGGGACGCCGCCAACCCUGCAAGGUCGGUAUCUGCGGACCACUCUGGCUGGGAACCGGCCAGGCCAACCCCAGCACCGGAAGCUGCCGGCACCGCAGAGCAGGGAGACGACGGCUUCCAGCCCAUCCUGCAGCGCGUGGCGACGCUGGAGCGCGACCCGAGCAGGGACCGCCUGCUGGACUACAUCAGCGCCGUCAACAGGAGGCACGCCUUCGGCAUCCACGGCAGGAGGUCUGACCCGGCCGCCACCCAAUACCAGCAGUUCAGGGCCAGGCUGCUCCACCACCCCGGCGCGCAGGUCUACCCCACGGCGGCACUGUAUGCUGCAGCGCCUCAGCAGAUCAAGCCGCCAAAGGUGCUGUCCUUCGAGGAAGGCGUGCGCCCGCCCGUGCUGCACUACGCUCACCCAGAGCUCGGGGUGCAGCCGGCCAAAGUGGUCCGCAAGAAGGACGAGGACGGCGAGGACGCGGAGGACGAGGGCUCGCUGAGUGACGUCGAGGUGGAGCGCGACGAGGACCUCGACCGCAGGAGGGCGACCCACCCCCAACCCCAGCCCCAGCCCCAGACCCAGACCCAGACCCAGGGUCAGAGCCACACCCACGGCGGUGACUCCAGCGCCAGGAGGGGAGGCGGCCGGCAGGCGGACCGCGAGGACUCGGAGCGCACCGCGGGCAACUCCCUGGCGCUGUCCUACUUCGCCGACGACAUCCACAGCGACCGCAGCCCCUACGUCGGAGGCUUCGAGGUGGCCGACCCCGAGACGGUGGACAUCACCACGUCCAAGCCCGAGGAGCCCCGCGGCAAGGCACCGCCGCCACAGCAGCAGCAGCAGCAGCGUCCAGCCAAGGGCCGGCUGCAGGACCCCGACACCUACGGCCUCGCCAGCGACAAGUACGUCCGCCGCUUCCCGUACGGCGGCUACGUGGACGGCGGCGACAACCUCCACCUGCACAGGUUCGCCCCGCACGGGAAGCCGGCCUACUACUACCCCGUCGUGCAGAGGGUCGAAGAGCGCCCCUUCUGGGAGAAGGUAGCUGAGGCCAUCAGGGAGAAGGUGCAGAUCGGGGUGGAGAGGAUGUCCGACCUGACGCGGCCGGUGAUGGAGCCGCUGGUGGAGGCGACGCACAAGAUCUCGCACAACCUGGGGCUCGGCGUCCAGGCUCCGGGCUCGGGCUUCCAGGACAAGAUGGGAGGCGUGGCGGCGGUGGCGGCGGCGCACCCGGCGCUGCUGCCGGCGCUGGGGCUGGUGGCCGGCGGGGCGGCGCUCGGCCUGGGGGCGGUCGCCGUGGGCCGCUUCCUCGACGUCGACCCCCUGCGCCGCAGCGGCGACGACGCCGGCGCCGACCUGCCGCUGGAGCACAAGCGCGCGCUCCAGGCCGUCGCGGAGUCGCUCGGGGACCCCCAGCAGGUGGUCGUCUACAGGCCGGCCACCGACGCCUCCGACCAGCGCCCGAAGAGGGCCUCCGGCGACCGCGACCGCGACGUCAUUCUGGUGCUCGAGGAGGCACCCGGUACACCAGUCAGGACCAAGAGGUCUACACCGGCACUGAGCGUCCCGAGCUUCAACUACGGGCUGUGGACGGGUGCGGCGGCAGCUGGUGGCGCUCCUGCGUUGGGCGGCGAGGACGCGCAGGAGAGGUUCCUGGAGGAGGCCUGGAGUGGCGCCAGCCGCGACCACAGCGCUGCCCAGCGGGUGGCUGGCGCCAGCGGACCGGCGGCGUGGACGCACACGCCCUGCGCCAAGAGGCUGUUCUGCGAGGCGCUGCUGUCGCAGUCGCACGACGCCGCGCUCUUCAUGGAGAAGAGGAUGGCCGCCUUCCUCGCGCUGGUCCGUGGCGACGCAUCCGUGACGCACCACCUAAACGACGUCAUGUCGGCCGUGAGGAGGGGGGACUGCUCGGUAUUCGCCUGCUCGUCUCUGCCGGGACCGCGGUAGAUGGCGCCACCGAGCGACUUGUCGAGGCUGCGCUGAGGUGGCCACGAGAAGGCGGUGACGCGAGGCGAUCGAGAAGGCGGCGGAGUGCUUCCACCGCCUGUGUCAGAGACGCUAACGGCGACUGGCCGAUGGGCCACACUGUGUGGUGUUCUGAUAACCUAGCGAACUGGAGCCUCUCUACCGCCACUGACGUUCGGUUGACUCUAACGCUCGCAACUGAGAAAUGCCCUGCACAAGGGAAGAGGAGAAUUUACUGUGACACGUACAGUAAGCACGAGCAGGUCCAUCCGUCCUUACUCAAAGCAAGAAAGUCCGUCCACUGCAUCACAUUCAGCAGAACUGUUCCUUGGGAGAAAUAAGGCUGUUUGCAGCUCGUAUUGUACGACACGAACCAGCAGACACGCAAACGCACUAAAAUAUUUUUACUGUUCUCUAAGAAGACUCUACCACGAUCAGACUGCCUCGACAGAAAUCGAAUGGCAUUGACAGGUAUUUAUCGCUGGUCGCUGCCAACGUUAGCUAGCAGACGACUCAAUGUUUCAUGCGCCUACGUCAGUACAAAUAGAAAUGAAAAGCAUUAAAAUGUUAAAUGCAACAGAGUUCUGCAACAUCUUAUUUAUUGGGAUGUUUGUCGCAUUUAACAUUGUGUUGGCUGCAAGCUUACAAUAGUAGCAGCCAGAGGGCGCUCUACACCUGUCACUGUAUUUCGAUUUCUACCGUUUCAGACACUCGCUGAUAGUGCACGUACAGUAAUGAAUCUUCAACGCAACUAGCUUCCUAACGGAAUUUCCCAUGAGAAAGCCAAUCUCAGACGUGUUGUUAGAAUUCUUGUUCACAGACGGAUUCGUCAUUCGCCCUCAACAUCUCAGACACAACAAAAGUCACUGUUGCGACAAGUGUAGACAACAUCCAGCUGACCCUCCAUUUCAGAACUACAGAUUGUGGUGUUCUGAGACACAAGACAUGUGAACUGUUUUAGUUGAACAAAGUGUAAUCUCGCAUCUAAAACUAUUUUCUCUCUCCUUCUUUGACUUUUUUCCCUUUUUACUCCAGGCCUGCUGACUGAUAGAAUGCGAGAACUGGUGACACAACAACUGAGUUGUUUAAAGACCCUUCUGUCGCAAACUUAGAAGUAAAAAAUGACCUCAGAUAUAAAAUGCAAGUACAUAAAUUGGACAUAAAAUAUAGUAACUUCAAAGAAUGUACAUUUCAUCUAUUAC